Puntigrus tetrazona (Sumatra barb) is the source of this 2083-nucleotide messenger RNA. It is a transcript of the gene hpdb, whose product is annotated as 4-hydroxyphenylpyruvate dioxygenase b. NCBI's taxonomy places the organism in Eukaryota, Metazoa, Chordata, Actinopteri, Cypriniformes, Cyprinidae. The transcript is spliced from 14 exons. The record is from RefSeq and is a predicted model, not a curated record. Gene Ontology annotation, molecular function: 4-hydroxyphenylpyruvate dioxygenase activity. The coding region runs from base 501 to 1682 and encodes 393 amino acids. Gene Ontology annotation, biological process: L-tyrosine catabolic process. Gene Ontology annotation, cellular component: Golgi membrane; endoplasmic reticulum membrane.
GAGUGGUUUGGUCUUGCAUACUCACAUGGUGAACAACAUAGGCAACUCGGCUGGCCAAUAGGGUUGAAGAAACUGUGUGCCUCCUCUUUUUCUUGUAGACAAACUUCACAAAACAUGAAAAAAGAAAAUCACUCAAAAACACAGCUUAGUUUAUAAAAGAGACCAAAGUCUAAUAUUUUAGGGUAUAUUUGACUGAUUUUCUAUUUUUAGAGAUUGCACUUAUUGAUACUUACUCUUUAUUAGAAACUGCAAGUAGGCUGUAGUUUUAGUAUCAUAAUAAUGAUAUAUUAAGCUAAUUUUAUUAUUACUUGACAGCAUAUUGAAAUAGUAACUUAUAUUGAACAGUAGAGCAUCUUGAUUGCUGUUCUCCUCCUCUCUCUCUGGAGCGCCGGUGGGUGGAGUUUCAGAUACUACAAAUUCACAUCUGCAGCAUCUGCGCUCACCUCUCCUCAUUUCUACCACUGAACCAAGAAGAAGCUGCCUUCAAAAACCACUAAAACAUGACAUCCUACACUGACAAAGGUGAAAAGCACGAGCAGGGCAAGUUUGUCUGCUUUGAUCACAUCACUUUCUGGGUUGGAAAUGCCAAACAGGCAGCAUCUUAUUACUGUAACAAACUGGGUUUUGAGCCCCUGGCGUAUCGCGGGCUGGAGACAGGCAGUCGUGAUGUUGUGUCUCAUGUGGUGAAGCAAGGGAAGAUUAUUUAUGUCUUCACCUCUGCCUUGAAUCCUGGUAAUAAAGAGAUGGGAGAUCACUUGAUAAAACACGGAGAUGGCGUUAAAGAUGUAGCUUUCACUGUAGAGAACUGUGACUUCCUGGUAGAGAAAGCUAGAGAACGAGGUGCCAUCAUCGUUAAAGAGCCUCAUUUUGUGGAGGAUAAAUUUGGCAGGGUGAAGCUGGCAGUGCUGCAGACAUAUGGUGAUACCACUCAUACAUUUAUAGAGCGGGCAGGAUAUAAAGGGACCUUCCUCCCAGGAUUCCAUGCUCCUCUGUUCUGUGACCCUUUCCUGGCAAAAUUGCCAAGCGGGAAGCUGGACUUCGUUGACCAUGUGGUCGGAAAUCAGCCAGACAAUGAGAUGGUGCCAAUAGUGGAGUGGUAUCAGAGGAACCUGUUGUUCCACAGAUUCUGGUCUGUAGAUGACAAGCAGUUACAGACUGAUUACAGUGCGCUGCGCUCCAUAGUGGUGGCCAACUUUGAAGAAACUGUGAAAAUGCCAAUUAAUGAACCAGCCAUGGGGAAACGCAAGUCCCAAAUUCAGGAGUAUGUGGAGUACUAUGGCGGUGCAGGGGUACAGCACAUCGCCAUGAACACUUCCGACAUUAUCACAGCGAUCCGUAACCUAAAGGAGCGUGGUAUGGAGUUCAUGUCAGUGCCUGACACUUAUUAUCAGCAGCUCAGGGAGAAGCUGACAUUUUCCAAAGUCAAAAUUGCUGAAGAUAUCAGCAUACUGGAGGAACUUAAAAUCUUGGUGGAUUAUGACGACAAUGGCUACCUACUCCAGAUCUUCACCAAACCAGUACAGGACAGACCGACAGUGUUUCUGGAGGUUAUCCAGAGACACAACCAUCAAGGGUUUGGUGCUGGAAAUUUCAAAUCUCUGUUUGAGGCAAUUGAAGCAGACCAGCAUGCCAGAGGAAACCUCACCAUCCUUACACCUAAUGGCUCAUCACAGAAACUCUGAAUUGGCUAUUCAUAGUAAAUGCAUGGCAGCAUAUUUUGAAAUAUGCAUAGUAAACUCUCCAGUGUUUUACUUUUUGCUUGGCUUUUAAGCAUGUGCCAAUAUAUUACAAAUACUACAAAUACAGACCUUGUGGACCUUUAGAAAAAAAAAACCGUCUCAUGGAAGGUCUUUUAAUUUCCAUCAUAUCUCAAAUUAUAUAUUUAACAACAUUACGUGGAGGAAAUACUAUUAUAAUAUGGUAGCGGAAAUUAUAUUUUUGGAAAUAAAAUUUCUUCUUGAGAUUUCUUUGUUGAAAUUUUAUAUAGCCUGUAUUUUCACACGUAAUAGCCUACUGUAUGCAUCAUUUAAUGUCACAUCAUGUUUGGAAAUGAAACACAAUAAAAGGAUUCCUUUCAUGAGAA